AUGUCGGUUCAGUUGGGCGUGUCGGGGGAGACCCUGAUCCCCCAGUCGACCGGCUAUGGCAUGCUGAUCGGGUUGGGCAUCGGGUUCUGCGGUGUCAUUCUCGCAGCCGUCAAGAUCCAAAAGGCAUACCUGGCCGAAGACUCGGGCACUUCGGAGAUGUUCAUGGUGGCCAACCGGUCUGUCGGAACCGGAUUGACGGCGUCGGCGGUCUUUUCCUCGUGGAUGUGGAUUAACGAAACGGUUUUCUCGGCGGCUUUCUGUUACAAAUUUGGCCUUGCAGUGCCCUUCCUUAUUUACGGUAUCUCCGGGAUGCACUUUGUGGCUGCAACAAUUCUCAUCCCACUUGGAGUCGUGCUUUACACUGCUGUUGGCGGACUCAAGGCCACCUUCAUUACCGACUACCUGCACACGCUGAUUGCUCUGGUCCUCAUCAUCUACUUCACGCUCAAAGUCCUCACGCACGAUGCUGUCGGUGGCCUUGGAGGUCUCUACGACAAAGUUGUAGCAACGGCUUCGGAGAACAUGAUCGACGGUAACUACAAGGGGUCUUUGCUUACGAUGAAGUCCCGAGAUGCAAUCAUCUGGGGAUUGAUUCUGAAGUUUGGUAACUUGGCUCUUGUUGUGAUGGACACAGCCUUCUGGCAAAAGUCUUUCGCAACGGAAGUAAACGCCACCGUUCCUGGAUACAACCUGGCGGCCGCAGCUAUCUUUGGCAUCCCAUGGGGUCUCGGAACCGUCAUCGGUCUCACUGCAAGAGCGCUUCACAACACGCCGAUUUGGCCUGCCUAUCCGCAAGAAUUUACACUGGCGCAGGUCAACGCAGGACUUGUCAUGCCUUACACCGUGAAGGCACUGAUCGGUGAUCAGGGAAUCGACGCCUUCCUAGUCUUGGUCUUCAUGGCACUGACGAGCACCGUCUCGUCAUCUAUGAUUGCAGUCAGCAGCAUCUUGUCAUUCGACGUGUACAAGACUUACAUCAACCCCAAAGCCUCAGACAAGAAGCUGGUGCACGUCAGUCAUUUGUCCGUCGUCUUUCACGCAGUCUUCAUUACUGCCAUCUCACUAGCUCUGAACUACGGAGGCGCCGACAUGACAUGGAUCGGCUAUUUCCGCCCGAUUUUGUCCUGUCCUGGUAUCAUUCCACUGGGUCUGACUCUGUGCUGGUCAGGUCAGACUCGCUUGGCAGCAAUCGUCUCCCCCAUCCUAGGUUUCCUCACCGGACUGGGCAUCUGGCUUGGAACAGCCCACGUAAUCUACGGCGAGAUCAAUAUGAAGACAACAGAGGGAAGCUUGCCUGCCUUGUAUGGGGCAACUGCUUCUUUCUUCUCGCCUGCUCUGUACUCGGUUCUGCUUUCGCAGUACAAGCCUGAGAAGUUCGAUUGGAGGAGGUUCCUGCUCACAGAAAUCGCGGAGGAAGUCCAGCUGAAACGAAGUACCGAAGCAGAGAAGGACACCGACGAUGGCAACAACUCAUCGACUUCCGAGUCACAACGACCCGCACCCUCCUUGCUGAGUCCCGAAAAGGCGUCUGACCCGGAACGAACGGCAGCCACGGCUGGAAACGAAAAGGCUCCAGCUGCGGUAUUUUCAAGGGAUGCUAUUCUGAAUGGCGAGGUCAAUCUAGAUGACGUUCGUCAUCCGUUCGACGAAGACACGAUCACGCUGCUGUAUAAGUGGUACCGCAUUGCCUGGUACAUGUUCGUCGGCAUCGUCCUCGUCACCUUCAUUCUCUGGCCGAUGCCGCUGUAUCGCGACUACAUCUUUGAGAAGACUUUCUUCAAGAGCUGGACGACGGUGGCUAUCAUCUGGCAGUUCUUUGCUUUCUUCGCGGUUGUAGUAUACCCUCUGUAUGACGGACGCUACGAGAUUGCCCGAGGUGCGAAGGGUGUGUGGCACUCAGGGCGGGACCUUCUCCGGUCUAAGCAUUGA
Messenger RNA from Colletotrichum chrysophilum, 1929 nucleotides. RefSeq lists its product as uncharacterized. Gene Ontology annotation, cellular component: plasma membrane. Gene Ontology annotation, molecular function: urea transmembrane transporter activity. NCBI's taxonomy places the organism in Eukaryota, Fungi, Ascomycota, Sordariomycetes, Glomerellales, Glomerellaceae. The record is from RefSeq and is a predicted model, not a curated record. Bases 1 to 1929 code for a protein of 642 amino acids. Gene Ontology annotation, biological process: urea transmembrane transport. The transcript is spliced from 4 exons.